Messenger RNA from Closterium sp. Naga37s-1, 243 nucleotides. The record is from the annotation of a GenBank genome assembly. NCBI's taxonomy places the organism in Eukaryota, Viridiplantae, Streptophyta, Zygnematophyceae, Desmidiales, Closteriaceae.
AUGGAUGGACGAGAACCUCGUCCAGGAUUGGACGACCAAGGUAUUCGCCCCAAGCAUGCACCCAUGGGGGUCGCUAACAACCUCAACCACCUGGCGGCUUCUGUGAAGAGCACCUUCAACCUGCUGCGCGUCAUCCCAUCAACCAUUCCAGAGUCCGAGGAGGAGGAGGAGGAGGAGGAGGAGGAGGAGGAGGAGGAGGAGGAGGAGGAGGAGGAGGAGGAGGAGGAGGAAGAGGAGGAGUAG